This is a messenger RNA of Myzus persicae (green peach aphid), 1774 nucleotides long. RefSeq names its product L-threonine dehydratase catabolic TdcB. Gene Ontology annotation, biological process: L-threonine catabolic process; L-serine catabolic process. The transcript has 9 exons. The record is from RefSeq and is a predicted model, not a curated record. Gene Ontology annotation, molecular function: L-serine ammonia-lyase activity; threonine deaminase activity. Lineage: Eukaryota; Metazoa; Arthropoda; Insecta; Hemiptera; Aphididae. The coding region runs from base 266 to 1588 and encodes 440 amino acids.
CUAAUAACCACGAAACGCCGGCGAGAGCAAACUUCGGCGUCGCAGUUACUCAUCUCGUUCAUUAAAUACAUCGUCAUAAUAAUUAUAACGUGCCAGAUCGAUUUCGUCUGUAAACCGUGACACGUUGUGCAGGCGAGGACAUCACCUGUAAGGCUAUCGGUUUUUACCACCCACACACGCCGACUGCUCGUUUAUCGUCGCAACGUGUGCAAUUGCACUUUAAUAUCGUCUUAAUAAUAAUUUAGGCACCGAGACGCACGCAAUAAUGGUCGCUGAAAACGAAAACAAUGACAAUGGGAUCAAUGAAGAAAUCGAAGAUGAAGUUGAAGAUCCUUUCUGUUUGGAAUCAAGUCCACUUAAAUUAACUUUUGAGGAUAUAACAUCUGCUGCUUACAAGAUAAAAGAUGGUGUAAUUAAGACAGCGUGUACGAGAUCGCAUUUGUCCAGUCUUGUCAACAUGGAACUUUAUUUGAAAAAAGACUUUGUGCAGUACACUGGAAGCUUCAAGGAACGCGGAGCGUGCUAUGCUCUGAUGAUGUUAUCCGACGAGCAUAAGCGAAACGGCGUGAUAUCUGCAUCUCUGGGUAACCACGCACAGGCUCUAUGUUACCACGGUAAACGGCUCGGAGUACCAGUGACAGUGGUUAUGCCCACGGUAGCUCCGAUAAUAAAAAUCGAGGCCUGCAGGAAUUUCGGUGCCACCGUCAUCGUUCAGGGCAUCAACAUGAAGGAGUCCAAGCACCUCGCUCUCAAGCUAUCCAAGGAGAAGGGAAUUAUUUAUAUCAAUGGAUACGAUCACCCUCACAUAAUGGCUGGUCAAGGCACAGUGGGACUUGAAAUAUUAGAAGACGUUCCGGACGCCGAUGCGAUCGUCGUUCCUGUUGGUGGUGGUGGUUUGCUGGCUGGAGUGUCACUGGCUGUCAAAACAUUGAAAAAAAACUGCAAAAUUAUCGGCGUUGAAUCUGACCGAGUGCCGAGUUUCACGAAAGCGAUGGAACAUGGUAGUCCGAUUACCAUCGAUGGCAAGAGCACGCUGGCCGAUGGUUUAGCCGUGCCAAGAGUCGGGUGUAACGCGUUUGCCACCGCCGCGGGUCUGGUCGAUAAAAUGAUCGUGGUCACGGAAGAGUGGAUAUCGAUGGCUAUUCUGCGUCUCGUUGAGUCAGAGAAGUGCGUUGUGGAAGGCGCCGGUGCCAUCGGACUAGCCGCCGCGUUGUCGGGUACUUUGGACGAGUUUGUGGGAAAAAAAGUCGUUUUGUUGCUGUGCGGUGGCAACAUCGAUACGUCCAUACUGGGAAGGUGUUUGGACAGAGGACUGGCCAUCGACGGUAGACUGGUCAAGUUCCACGCUACGUUGAGCGACAGGCCCGGUGGUAUUGCGGAACUAUGCAGAGUGUUGGCAACGAUUGGCGUUUGCGUAAAAGACAUCAUACACGAAAGGGCUUGGUUGUCGGACGACGUCUUCAGUGUUAGGGUCAAAGUGGUAUGCGAGACGAGAGACUUGAGACACGCCCGUCUGCUGCAGGAGGUUGUAACGAAGAACUACAGUUCUUCAGUGUUUGGCAACAUACCAUUACCCAAGGUUCUUUGAAUCUUAAAGAUUUAACGUUUUAAUUUUUUCCCAUUAAUGUUUUUGUUUGAUUUUCGAUUAUAAUAUAUUAUUAUUACUAUUAAUACUGGAGAGUGGUACUAGUAUAAGAAAUUGACAUCACCUAACUAUUUAGCUAUUGACAUUAUGUUUUACAAAUAAAUAAACGCUUUAUUUUUGUACUGCGAA